This is a messenger RNA of Magnolia sinica, 2124 nucleotides long. Its product is annotated as D-xylose-proton symporter-like 3, chloroplastic. Gene Ontology annotation, molecular function: transmembrane transporter activity. Gene Ontology annotation, cellular component: membrane. Lineage: Eukaryota; Viridiplantae; Streptophyta; Magnoliopsida; Magnoliales; Magnoliaceae. The record is from RefSeq and is a predicted model, not a curated record. The transcript has 14 exons. Gene Ontology annotation, biological process: transmembrane transport. Bases 100 to 1797 code for a protein of 565 amino acids.
AGAAUUUUUUUCUCACGUGCAUAGCACGUGCUAAAUGCUGCUACAAAUGUAUUCCAGAAUCUAGACAAGCUGAGGAAGAAGAACAAGAAAAAAGCUCCAAUGGCAGCUUCAAUUUCAAGAAAUUUCUGCAAUUUCAAGGCAUUUUCUUCUCAAUCCAAGAAGACCCAACUCAUUUUUUUGCCUUCUCAACGUUCUCCAAUCUCUCAAUACAAUGAAAAUUCCAAGAACACCAGCAUCAGCAUCAGUAGUAGCUGCAGCAAGAGAAGUGCCCAAAUUACGAAAAUGCCCCUCCUUUCUGGAGGAAUUCUCAGGCACAAGGUUCGGGCGGCGGGAGGAGAGUAUUCUUCAGGGGAAGAAGCAGAGCAGUUUGUUUCUGAGGCAGCAGCUCAAGAGGAUUUUUCUUGGGUUUCUGUCAUUUUGCCGUUUUUUUUCCCAGCCUUGGGAGGCUUACUAUUCGGGUAUGAUAUUGGUGCCACCUCGGGUGCUACCAUCUCUUUGCAGUCAGCUGAACUUAGCGGCACAACAUGGUUCAAUCUUACAUCUAUAGAGCUUGGCCUUGUGGUUAGUGGUUCCCUUUAUGGAGCUCUUUUUGGAUCUCUCAUAGUGUAUCCAAUUGCAGAUUUUCUCGGAAGGAGAAGAGAACUAAUCAUAGCAGCCGUGCUGUAUCUGCUUGGUGGUUUGAUAACUGGGGCUGCUCCCAACCUUGGUAUUCUUAUAAUAGGGCGGAUUCUCUACGGCACUGGUAUAGGUCUGGCCAUGCAUGGAGCUCCUCUUUACAUUGCUGAGACUGCCCCAUCUCAGAUUCGCGGAACGUUAAUAUCUCUAAAGGAACUUUUCAUAGUUCUUGGAAUUCUGUUGGGUUACCUUGUGGGGAGUGUUCAAAUAAAUGCCAUUGGUGGGUGGCGUUACAUGUAUGGUUUCAGUGCUCCAAUUGCAGCAUUAAUGGGAUUAGGUGUGUGGAGUUUGCCACCAUCUCCACGUUGGCUACUUCUCAGGGCAGUUCAAGGCAAAGCCCCUAUGCAGGAAUACAAAGAAAAGGCAAUUGCUGCUUUAAGCAGAUUGAGAGGUCGGCCUGCUGGUGAUAAAGUGUCUGAAGGGCAAAUAGAAGAAACUUUAGUCUCGCUAAAGUCCACGUAUGCUGAUCAAGAGGCUGAAGGCAGCGUCUGGGAGGUUUUUGAAGGAGCGAGCUUGAAGGCCUUUAUAAUCGGUGGAGGAUUGGUCUUUUUUCAACAGAUAACAGGGCAACCGAGUGUCUUAUACUAUGCAGCUUCCAUUCUUCAGAGUGCUGGAUUUUCAGCUGCAUCCGAUGCUGCUCGUGUUUCGGUUAUAAUUGGAGUUUUUAAGUUACUGAUGACUGGGGUAGCUGUUCUUAAAGUUGACGAUCUUGGGAGGCGGCCCUUAUUGAUAGGAGGUGUGAGCGGAAUUGUAGUUUCUUUGUCCCUUCUAGCGGCUUACUACAAAUUUCUUGGGAGUCUUCCGAUUGUUGCUGUAGUUGCUCUACUUCUUUAUGUUGGAAGCUACCAGAUAUCUUUCGGUCCAAUUAGUUGGCUGAUGGUGUCAGAGAUUUUUCCACUCCGCACAAGAGGACGGGGAAUAAGUCUUGCGGUGCUUACUAACUUUGGCACGAAUGCCAUUGUCACAUUUGCUUUCUCACCUUUGAAGGAAUUGCUAGGGGCAGACAACCUUUUCGUCCUUUUUGGGGCUAUUGCGUUUCUGUCACUUUUGUUCGUAAUAUUCAUCGUCCCAGAAACGAAAGGCUUGAGCCUGGAAGAAAUCGAGUCCAAGAUCUCACGAUGAAAGCCUACUUUCGGACAUGACAAGCAAAGAAAAUGCAUUUUGCAUUGUACCUCUCCCUCACUAAAUUUAGGUAUGUAUUAUCCAUUCCUUACACUGUCUGGCGGAAAAAUCCAGGUGUUAUGCUGUCUUAUAACCAUAUAUGACUGUAACCAUAAAUAAGCUAGAAAAGAAAUUCCUUGUCUCAAAAUGUGUACUUACAGAUUCUUCGCAUCUUCAAAUCUUCCAAUUGUUGCAUUGGAAGACUGGGCCCACUCCCAGCUAUGUGCUUGGUUCUAACCCAAUUGCAUUAGAUUAUUCAUUUUCUGUUUUUCUUCUUGUUUUUCAUAA